Messenger RNA from Hypomesus transpacificus, 1811 nucleotides. Its product is annotated as protein FAM181B. Bases 176 to 1120 code for a protein of 314 amino acids. NCBI's taxonomy places the organism in Eukaryota, Metazoa, Chordata, Actinopteri, Osmeriformes, Osmeridae. The transcript has a single exon. The record is from RefSeq and is a predicted model, not a curated record.
UCCUCAAACAGAGUCCCUCAGUUCUGCCUUGGGGUGUUUACUGGAGCUGCAUGACCAUCAUCAGGACUAAGGUUUUGCCAACUGCCUGGAACAGAAAAAAUAUAUGGUUUGAUGAGGGUCUUUAUUUUGGAUUUGUUGUGGAUUGUAUAGGUGAAGCCGAGGGGUAACCCAGAGAAUGGCUGUUCAGACUGCAAUCAUGAACUCACAGUUCAUGAAUUUCUGUUUCCCUGGAUCUGUUAUGGAGUAUGACAUGGAGAAAAGUCUGGAUGGGAGUCUUCUUGGCGAGGUGGAGAGUGAGGGAGACUGCAGGGAGACCACAAGGGAUCUCCUGAGCUUCAUAGACUCAGCCUCCAGUAACAUCAAACUGGCGCUCGACAAACCAGUCAAGUCAAAAAGGAAAGUCAACCACCGCAAGUAUCUGCAAAAGCAGAUCAAGAGGUGCACUGGAAUCAUUACAACAGGGACCACAGCUCAAAGCCCAGCAAAAAGACAAGGCUCUUUAUCCCCUCUGUCCAGUCCAUUCCAGGGUAAAACUCUUCUAAAGCGAGAUGGAGUCCAAGCCAACCUGCAGACUAAGAGCUUGGCAGCACUCUUUAGCCCUGUGAAAGACAUUCGGGGUGAGAAAGCCAAGAAACCGCCUCUGAGGCAUCGCAACCUGCCCCCCUCCUUUUUCACAGAGCCUGCCAACAGCUCCAGAGUCACCUCUAUGUCUGGUAUGAGCCUGAAGGACCUGGAGCGUGGCAACCCUGAGGCGACAGACUUCUUUGAACUACUUGGUCCUGACUACAGCAACAUGGUCACUGAGCAGGACCUGUUUCAGAGUGUUCCAUCUAGGGUUCAUCUUGAGAUGGCAGGUUUGGAUCCUGCUGCCUACGACCCUCACCACUUGGUAGGUGGCUUCCUCUAUGCUGAGCCAUGGGGCACAUGCACUGGCCCCACUAAGAGACCCGUGGUGCAGCCCCCUGGGUAUAACCACUUAGACUCCUCAAUGUCUGGGCCUUUGGAGGAGAACACACUGAGCGCACUGGCCUUCCCAAACAUCUUCCCUGAUUCCUCUCUCCCACAGGUUACUUAUGAUUUAAAUAGUGGUUACAACAGAGCCAGCUUUCAAGCUCUUUAAGACACAGCUUUGAUGUUGAUUUUAAACCUGGACAUUGAAAAUGAUGAAAGUAUCUUUCUUCAUGUCAUCAUGCAUAGAUAAUGUUAAACUAGAACUGAAGAUAUUUUUUCCAUGGGGAAAAUCACAAUUAUUUUAAGUAUCAGAAUAUACUUCACUUGACCAUGGUAAAUGUGUGCCAUCAAAAUGUAAUCAUUGAAUAGUUUUCUUAAAUGGACUCAAAUUAACACUGUUUGUUAAUAACUGAUUCACAAAAAAGAUAUCUGUAUCUAAGACUUGACUGCUAUUUGGUCAAAGUUUUAUUUUAUUUUGCCACCCAUAAUAAGCUUCAGGGUACUGUAUAUCACGUAUUUACAAAUGAAACUUUCAAAGACACAUUUGUAUGAAUUGUACUUCAGUUUAUAAAGUAACACUGUAUAAAGCAUAAAUCAGGGUUUAUUGCUGUAAAACUAACAUUUGUCUAAAUUAGGUAAAUCCAUGGAGCUAGCAUCAUCACAUCUGACAGAGACGUGUACAGACAUUAAAAAGUAUGAUGCCAAUUUUGUUUUUAAAUCAUGUUUCACUGCUCAGAUAUGUUGAAAAAUAUGUAAACAAUAAAAUAUGCACACUGCAGAUGUACUGUAUAGCUAAACAAUUGUUUUUACUGGAGGACAAUUUCCUUUCUAUAAACCUGGGUUUUCAGUGAACAUGUAUU